UUGAUUUUUUUUUUCGUUUUUCUCUCUGUGGGUCUUUCUUUCUCUCUCAGAUUCUCUCUGCAAGCAAAAAAGAAUUCUCAAUUUCUAGGGUUUUUCAUCCCAAUUUCAGAGGCCGAAUUCUCCAAUUCGCUUAACGCUUCCUAUUUCUUUACAGGAAUUCUUACAAUUGGAGACAAAAUUAAGGGCUUAAGAUGGUACUUCAUUGCCUGGGGUAACUCUAUAGAUAGUGGAGGGAAGGGGAAAGUGUGGAAGGGUGGGACCUUACUCAUAUAAGGAUUAUUGCAGGAUAUGUGAAAACUUUUGAAGCAGCAGGAUGAGCAAUGAUGUUUUUGAUGUACAGAUAUUAAAUGAGAAGUUGUCAAAACUCAAUAACUCACAACAGAGCAUUGAAUCUUUAUCACGCUGGUGUAUCUUGCACCGGAAGAAAGCAAGGCAGAUUGUUGAAACAUGGGAUAAAUUGUUCGACUCUUCCCAGAGAGAGCAGCGUGUCUCUUUUCUAUAUUUGGCUAAUGACAUCUUGCAAAAUAGCAGGCGGAAGGGUAGUGAAUUUGUGAAUGAAUUCUGGAAAGUUCUUCCUGGAUCCCUUAAACAAGUUUAUGAAAAUGGGGAUGAACAUGGGAAGAAAGUGGUGACUAGACUGGUUGACAUAUGGGAGGAAAGAAAAGUUUUUGGUUCUCGUGGCCAGGGUCUUAAAGAUGAAAUGCUUGGUAAGAAUCCUCCUCCUCUGUUAGCAAGCAACGGAAAGAGCUCAAAUUCUAUCAAGAUAAUGAAAAGGGAUGCACACACAGUAAGAAUUAAAUUGGCUGUUGGAGGUCUACCAGAGAAGAUUCUAACUGCAUUUCAAUCAGUAACUGAUGAACAUCUUGAUGAAGAAGCUGCUUUAAACGAGUCUACUGCUGCUCUUUCUCAAGUUGGUAAAAUUAGGGAAGAAAUGGAAAAUGGUUCAACUCAAGGAAAUCAGCAAGGCAGUUCAUUUGUGGAGGAGUUACAAGUGCAGGAAAAUGUUCUCCAGCAGUGUGUUGGGAAACUUGAAAGUGCUGAAGCAACCAGGGCUAUGCUGAUUUCCCAGCUCAAGGAAGCACUUCAGGACCAAGAAUCAAAGCUGGACGUCAUUCGUGCUAGGUUACAAGCUGCUCGAGUCCAGAUUGAGCAAGCAGUCAGUCUGAGAAAUAGGUUGACAUCUUCCAUUGUUCCUGGCCCCUUGACCACCAUUACGAUGCCCUCGGCGGAUGCUGCCAAGGUUGUAGAACACAGCAUAGCUCCAGUUCAGCCAACCAGUACUCCACCUCAGCCUCAACUUACACAACCUGUGGUUUCUUUUGCGCUGAUGAAGACUACUGAUGAGGAUAGCAAGAAAGCCGCGGCUGCUGCUGUUGCUGCUAAGCUUGCUGCCUCUACAUCCUCAGCACAGAUGCUUACCUCUGUUCUUUCAUCUCUUGUUGCUGAGGAAGCUGCCUCCUUGAAUGGUGGCUUAAAAUCAACUGGAUUUACUACAGGCUUGACCAUGUUUUCCCCAGAAAAAAGACCAAAACUUGAUAAACCAAUGCCAGCGGAUGUUAACAAUGCUGAUAUGGGUAACUCGGCCUAUUUUACUCCUUUGCAACAGCAAUCAGGGACAACUAUGCCUCUUGUGCCACCAUCUUCAAGUUUGCAAUCGAUGUCUCAAUCAAACCAGAUACAGACUUCAUUUGGUGCUUUGCCACCAUUGCCGCCGCCACCACCUAUGUCUCCAGCUAACCCAGCAACAAAUCAAUAUGUCCAGUCUACUGGCAUGAUGGUUGGUGUGCUGCCAUAUGGAUAUGGAGCUAAUUCACUACCACCUCCACCAUCAUUACCGCCACAUAUUGCAAUGGGAUUGGCAAGGCCUGCUGCUCAGCAACCACAGCAGUCACAACCUCAGCAACCACAGCAGCAGCAGCAAACACCAGGAACAGGAGGAUAUUACAGGCCACCAGGUAUUGGAUUCUAUGGGCAAAACCAUCAACCAGCAACACCUCCUGUACCUCGGCAGUGAGUGUCUCCCUUUCAGAGUUAGUAGAUGGAAAGGCUUCCGAAGUGGAGAUUGGUUUUAUGGUUGAAGCCAUAAAUAAACACCGAAAACUUUAGCUGUUAAUGCCUCUUGGAAAAUCAUUGAGGCUGGAAGGUCCACUCUGAGCUUUGUGUUAUUUUGUAUAUUAAUAGAAAAGUAGGUGCAUCUUCUAGACUUCCUUGGGAUGCCCUUCUUCCUCCUAGUCAAAUGUUUGAUCUAUUGAACAUGAAAUUUUCAUAGAUAGCUGUAUCUUAAUCUAACUGUUCAUGUACCAGUAGCAAUACAUCAUGCACACUGCAUACUUAUAUGGAAGCCUUACAAUGGAUUCUGUAGUUUCCUAUGAAUUUGCAUGUGGUGGGUCUUUAAUUGUA
Jatropha curcas is the source of this 2400-nucleotide messenger RNA. RefSeq lists its product as uncharacterized. Gene Ontology annotation, molecular function: RNA polymerase II complex binding. Lineage: Eukaryota; Viridiplantae; Streptophyta; Magnoliopsida; Malpighiales; Euphorbiaceae. Gene Ontology annotation, biological process: mRNA 3'-end processing. The record is from RefSeq and is a predicted model, not a curated record.